This is a messenger RNA of Castor canadensis (American beaver), 1455 nucleotides long. Its product is annotated as PRAME nuclear receptor transcriptional regulator. Lineage: Eukaryota; Metazoa; Chordata; Mammalia; Rodentia; Castoridae. The record is from RefSeq and is a predicted model, not a curated record. Gene Ontology annotation, biological process: negative regulation of apoptotic process; positive regulation of cell population proliferation; negative regulation of DNA-templated transcription. Gene Ontology annotation, cellular component: cytoplasm.
AUGAGCAACCCAGCCCUACCCAAACUUUUGGAACUUGCAGCCCACAGUCUGCUCAGCAAUGAGGUUUCAGCUAUACCUGCCUUGGACGAGCUCACAGUCGACCUCUUCCCAUCAAUUCUCACUGCUGCCUUUUCCAAGGGGCACAAGAAAGCUCUGAAGGCCCUGGUGCAGGCCUGGCCCUUCCCUUUUCUCCGACUGGGCUCUCUGAUAGUGCAGUGGCCCAACCAAGACAGCGUGCAGGCUGUGCUAGAUGGACUAGAGACCUCCCCCAUCCACAGGACCUGUGCCAGGAGGUCAGAACUGAGGGUGUUGGAUUUGACCCUGGACUUUGAGCAGAUCCAGAUUAAAGGGGUUUCUGAGGCCUUGGCCAAGUUUCCAUUUUGGUUACCAUCAACAGUCAAGGUGCAGAUGCCUCAGGCCAUGGCCAGGCACAAUCUAGAAGACACAAGAAAAGGACCAAAGCAGCCAUGGGAACCAGUGGAACUACACAUGAAUCUUUUCCUACGAGGUCCCUUCAGGUUAAACACUUUCCUUUUGAGCCUCCUGACAAAAGUGGAAGAGAGCAGCGGGUCCCUGCGACUCUGCUGUAGGAAACUACAUAUUGAAGAAAUGCCCUUUAACAGUCUGCUAGGGGUCCUGAAAACGCUGGAGCUGGACUUCAUCCAGGAGCUCGAGGUGUUUGACUGGUUCCGGGCACUAUCAGAGCAGAGACUCUUUGCCACACAGCUGGGGAGGAUUUGCAACCUGCACAGUCUCAAGCUGGCCUACUACCACUGGUCCUUCUCCCCAGAUGGCGAGCAGUCCUCCAGCUACUACCUCUCCCAGCUCAGCAAGCUGACACACCUCCAGAAGCUCCACCUGUCCUACUCCUACCUCUCAGGCAACUUACAGCAAGUACUCAGCUGCCUGCAGGCCCCACUGCAUGCCCUGGAGAUCCGCUUUUGCACACUUCUGGACACCGACAUCAUCUACUUGUCUCACAGUCUUCACACCACCUGCCUGAAGAAGCUAGAUCUGAGUGGCAACAACCUAUCCUACAUGGUCCCUGGACCCUUAGAGACCCUGCUGGGCAAGGUCUCAGGGACACUGCAGCACCUGACCCUGAACCACUGCCAACUGAAGGACGCCCACCUCAAAGCCAUCCUGCCAGCCCUAUGCUGCUGCUCCCAGCUCAGCUCCCUGGGUCUGUCUGACAAUCCUGUCUCCAAGGCUGGCCUCCUGAGCCUACUGGAGCACACAGCAGGGCUGAUGGAGUUAAAACAGGUGCUCUAUCCCAUCCCAGUCGAGUGCUGUGUGUACCUACAUGGCCUGUCCUGGGGGCCUGUCAACAAAGGCAAGCUGUGUCAGGUACAGGCCGAGAUACAGAAGUUCCUGCAGACUGUGCAGCGGGCUGACAUGCAAUGGACACCCCCACUACCCUUACCCUUGCCAGUGAGGCUGGUGCAGCUCGACUGA